Messenger RNA from Daphnia magna, 815 nucleotides. It is a transcript of the gene Arl2, whose product is annotated as ADP-ribosylation factor-like protein 2. The transcript is spliced from 5 exons. The record is from RefSeq and is a predicted model, not a curated record. Gene Ontology annotation, molecular function: GTPase activity; GTP binding. Gene Ontology annotation, cellular component: microtubule cytoskeleton; cytoplasm. Gene Ontology annotation, biological process: protein folding. NCBI's taxonomy places the organism in Eukaryota, Metazoa, Arthropoda, Branchiopoda, Diplostraca, Daphniidae. Bases 107 to 676 code for a protein of 189 amino acids.
GGUUACUACAAACUGUCAACAACAAACAAGUUGACCCAAGUAAAAUCAAAUAAAUAUCUUACAUUGAUACCGCCCAACGUCCCAACUCCCAAGCCCCUAUAUUAGAAUGGUCCUACUGACCAUACUAAAAAAAUUGAAACAAAAGGAGAAGGAAAUGCGACUCCUAAUGCUUGGUCUCGACAAUGCAGGCAAAACGACAAUACUGAAAAAAUUCAAUGGUGAAGACGUCCACACCAUUUCACCUACUCUAGGCUUCAACAUAAAGACACUGGAGCACCAGAAUUACCAGCUCAAUAUAUGGGAUGUUGGAGGGCAAAAGUCUUUACGGUCCUAUUGGCGAAACUACUUUGAAAGUACAGAUGGUCUUGUUUGGGUUGUAGAUAGUAUUGACAGAAGAAGGAUGGAAGACUGUACCAAAGAACUACAUUCUUUACUUCAAGAAGAAUUUGCCUUUCUACAGAGAUUAUCAGGUGCCACAUUACUUGUUUUUGCCAACAAGCAGGAUCUGCCUGGAGCAAUGACCGCUGACGAAAUCAAGGAGGCACUGAAUCUCGAAAGCAUUGAGACUCAUCAUUGGCGUAUCGUCGGUUGCAGCGCCAUGAACGGAGAUAAUUUGCUAGCAGGAAUUGACUGGCUAGUUGAAGAUAUUGGAGCACGAAUAUUUACAUUAGAGUAAUGUGUAUUUCUCUCUCUAAAAGUCAGUACGGGUUUUGCGGGAGGUGUGGAAGGACAAAAAGUUGUUGAGGUCGUCUUCAUUUAUAAUGUACAAUCGAUGAAUAAAAGACAGACCAUGAAAAGGAGGCAACAAAACCGCA